GUCUCGGUUGUGAGCCGCCACCAUGAGAGUGGAAAAGUGUUACUUCUGCUCUGCGCCCAUUUACCCGGGGCACGGGAUGAUGUUCGUGAGGAACGACUGCAAGGUUUUUAGAUUCUGCAGAUCAAAAUGCCAUAAAAAUUUCAAGAAGAAGCGCAACCCUAGGAAGAUCAGGUGGACCAAAGCGUUCAGAAAAUCAGCUGGUAAAGAGUUGACCGUGGAUAAUGCAUUUGAAUUUGAAAAGAGAAGAAAUGAACCUGUCAAAUAUAAGAGAGAAUUGUGGAGCAAGACAGUCGAGGCAAUGAAGAGAGUGGAAGAAAUCAAGCAGAAGAGGCAGGCCCGGUUUAUCAUGAACAGACUGAAAAAGGGCAAAGAGUUGCAGAAAGCACAGGAUAUCAAAGAAGUCAAACAGAAUAUUCAUCUUAUUCGGGCUCCUCAUGCCGGAAAGACAAAACAACUGGAAGACAAAAUGGUUCAGAAAUUACAAGAGGAUGUGGACAUGGAAGAUUCUUCCUAGGCAUGUGCAUUGGCAUCUGUUGGUCAUCUUUGCUUUCAUACCAUCAUCUUGUGCGUUGUGGAAACAAUAUUUUGUUUGCACUUUGGACUGUAACUUUUUUCGCUGGUUGUCAGCAAUAUUGUUCAGAGAAUGAACGCGCAAACAGCCAAAUAAUUGUGUGUACCCACUGGCUGAUAAAUAAAAACUUUUAUUUACUGAA
Xenopus tropicalis (tropical clawed frog) is the source of this 713-nucleotide messenger RNA. It is a transcript of the gene rsl24d1, whose product is annotated as ribosomal L24 domain containing 1. Gene Ontology annotation, molecular function: structural constituent of ribosome. The transcript is spliced from 6 exons. The coding region runs from base 23 to 514 and encodes 163 amino acids. Lineage: Eukaryota; Metazoa; Chordata; Amphibia; Anura; Pipidae. The record is from RefSeq and is marked provisional. Gene Ontology annotation, cellular component: nucleus.